AUGGAGAAGAAGAAGAAGACGAAACAGUCGAGCAUGGCUUCCAUGGCCAACUCGUUGAAGGCAAAAAGGCGACGACUCAGCCACAGCAAGUGUAGCAAAUCUAGUCUCCCUAAUGACCUGUUGAUUCCGAUACUCUCCCGGUUGCCCGUGAAGUCCGCCCUCCGGUUCCGCUGCGUUUCCAAAGAGUGGCUUGCCCUCCUCUCCGACCGCGGCCCUUACUCCAUCAGAUACCUACGUCCCACCAUGUACGGCUUCUUCUACCGACGCCGCCUCGUACGGUCCUUGCAGUACGCGCCCAUUCACCCUUACAGAGAUCAGCACUUGGAUAUCAAGAGACUCACCUCUCAUCUACCUGACCAUGACAACUUGUUUCUGCUGGAUAGCUGCAAUGGUUUGCUUCUCUUCCUUUGCGUAGUAGGAGACAAUAGCUUUAAGUCGAUGAUCGUCUGCAACCCUUUCGGGGAUGAGAAGACCAAUUGGGUGAUCAUCCACUUGAAUGUCGCACUCACACAUCUACCCGUGGGACGUCGAUUUAUCUCGGCGAGGUUGGAUUUCCAUCGACAUGACUCCCCUCAGUUCAAGUGCCUCCUCUUCUUCGAGGACCAGCAAGCGAAUCAGCAGUCGCUUCCUUGGUUUACGAUUUUGUCCACCAACACUGAUCAGCAGCAAAACGUCUAUGUUUUACCCCAGCGUGGAUUGCCGCCAUUAGACUUUUACGACGGUACCGCCGAUGAUGAUUACCCGAAGCUGUGCAUCAUCCACGACGACGAUACAGAUUACGCGAUAUGCCCAUCGCCGGCGACAAGCUUAGAAGGAGGGGUUAGGAGUCUCAUGGGACUAUCUGGUGGAGUCCCUCACUAUGCUUUAUGCAAUCCGUACGAUCUGCAAAUUUGGGUCCUUGCGAGCGAGAAUGGCCACAGAACAUGGAACUUGAAGCACACUCAUAGCAAUCAGCCUCUCAUCAAUCUACACAAUGAAUCCUACCGACGCCACAGGCAUGACGACGACAGAAGCGCCUAUUCCAUCGCGCCGUUGGGAUUCCACCCCGACCUCGAUGUUAUCUUUAUGCAGAUUGAGUGGAGGAUAUACGCUCUCCAUCUCACCAGCGGUUCCUUGGAAGAGGUGGCCGGGGAAAGAGGUGCAAAUCCCUAUGGGGAAAGGUUUUUGUUCUAUCCCUUCACUAUGGAUCCUUCGGUAAGCUUGGGGGACAAACGAGAAUACCAUAUGGAAAUUCCUGAUAUGAACCAAGCAUAA
This is a messenger RNA of Musa acuminata AAA Group (dessert banana), 1254 nucleotides long. Its product is annotated as F-box protein At5g07610-like. Lineage: Eukaryota; Viridiplantae; Streptophyta; Magnoliopsida; Zingiberales; Musaceae. The record is from RefSeq and is a predicted model, not a curated record. The coding region runs from base 1 to 1254 and encodes 417 amino acids. The transcript has a single exon. Gene Ontology annotation, molecular function: protein binding.